Messenger RNA from Corticium candelabrum, 4463 nucleotides. RefSeq lists its product as uncharacterized. Gene Ontology annotation, biological process: signal transduction. Bases 323 to 4309 code for a protein of 1328 amino acids. The transcript is spliced from 4 exons. The record is from RefSeq and is a predicted model, not a curated record. NCBI's taxonomy places the organism in Eukaryota, Metazoa, Porifera, Homoscleromorpha, Homosclerophorida, Plakinidae.
GUUAGCGUUGUCAUAGCGAUCAUAAGUUGAGCUCUGUCAUAUCACGUCGGUGUCUUUCCUCUUCUCUUACUGCGCGAUUUCUCGAUAUUCUUAUAACAGUUCGAUCAUAAGUCGAUGCGCAACGUUCAUCCGCCACGCGUGCGGCAAUAAACAAGCGAGUAGGCGCGUCCACGGCAUCACAGACGCCACUAGAAGUCGUCGCAAUAGCAAAAGUCAGUCCGAAUUCAGUCAUUGGAUACCGGCAUCACCAGACAGCAACACAACUUGGUGCUUCUUUCCGGACCAUCUGGUAGGCUACAGAUACACGUAAUGAUCGUCGGCCAUGCCAAAACCGCCUUUCUUCUGCGCUAGCCCGAGAAGUAUUCAAACGCUGAAUGCACGAGUAGCCGGCGGAGUGUCUAGAAAGGCGAGUCCGGAGAGAGAAGCAAGGAGCAAGGCGGAGAUGUCUCGCGUCAAGAAGGUCAUUAGUUCGCCGCUCGGCCGCAAACGGCAGAGCGCGGGAGCGAAGCGUAUGUUCGGUCUCCCUCUCGAUGAGGUGAUGCGUGACGCUGCCCCUGGAGCCGUCGUGCCGAGGUUGGUGGUAAAGAUAUGCGAGUUUAUUGAGCAGGAGGGAAUGGAUCUGGAAGGCGUGUUUAGAGUGAGCGGAAACCAGAAGAUUGUUGAGAAACUGAAGGCAGAGUUUGAUACGCGAGGCGAUGCGGAUCUAAUGAUAGUGCAGGACGUAGCAGCCGUGGCGUCUGUCUUGAAGCAUUUUCUGAGAGAGCUGCCGGUCCCUCUCAUUCCUAAUGAGAUGAAACCGCAGUUUCUUGGUGUGUACGCGAAGAAUCAAGACAACCAGGAAGCGUGCGCUAAAGAGCUGGCCACUCUGGUGAGCCAUCUUCCCGCUGCUCAUUUUCAGCUGUUGAAAUACGUCUUGAAGUUUCUUGUCAAAGUCGCGCACAACGAACCUCAAAACAAAAUGGGAAUCAUCCCUCUUGCUAUUGUAUUUGGUCCGAAUAUUUUUAGACUGAGUGAUGGCUUGGCUGCAUUGAAAGAGCAACAAUUUACCAAUGGAGUUGUUGCUGUGUUUUUGCAGCAUUUUGACGUCAUGUUCAAAGAAUUGAAUGAGGAAUCACCGAAGAGUAAGGCAAGAGCUCCGCCAGUCAAACCGUUACCCUUUCGAGAACACGCAAUGGCAAAGAAACAGAACAGAAUGACAAUCUAUGGAGGAAUGGACGAAAAGGAUGGACAUCCUGCUAAUAUGACUAUAUGUGAAGACCGUGCAGACAAUCAUGCAGCAUUGGAAGACGAUGUGUUCGCUAAGACUUUAAAUGAAAAGGAUCUUUUGACAGCAAGAGAAAGAAGGAGGUUGUCAGCAAACCCUCGACCUCUUCCUGAUCCGUCACUGGAUAGGAGAAGACGUUUGAUUGCUCAUCAUCACUAUGAGGAAGUUAUAUUGAAAGACGACGAGACACCAGACGACAAGGAAUCGAUGCCAGCUGUAUAUGCAGUUCCUAACAAGACGAAGAAGACACGUCAAGAAGUGAAAGUUGUCGAAGUUGCUCCUUCAUCAAAUGCUAAAGCUAGCCUAUCGUCUCAGCCAGAAGCUUCUUCAUCCGCUGGUCUAACAGAAGUGAACAUGUUUCAUUUCAACACUGUGAAUGGUUUCAAUGGCAUUGAGGAAGAAGACAGGAUGAGAUCAGCAUCUCCUUGGUCUGUCAGCAGUGAUGCUGUCUCUCCUCUGCCUACAACUCCUCGUCAAUCGCAAUUGGGAGGUGUUGUUCAUGCUACUGUUAUGAGACAUUUGUUUGGUCCAUGUGUUCACAACUUGAGUGAAGAUGCGGCUGGUUACUGCAAUGGUGACAUUGAGUUGAAGUCUGAAGAAUUGGAGGUAUCGAGGAGAACAGAUGAAGGAGCCACCAACUCACAACAGCAUGAUGUAAAAAGUCACGUUGCGGAUUGGGAAGAACGAAUAGUUCGGUCACAAGGCUUGACUCUGCCAUCCGACGUGGUAUCAGACGACUCCCCAGUAUCACGAGACACAAGAAAAAACCCAAAGAGAAAGAAACCCGACUCCAAAGCGUUUGAACUCUUCGAAAACAGCGGCAGACUUCUCCACUUUCGCCCACCUCCUGACGACACACCGGAGUCAGUCACCUCACAAGUCAAAUCCACAAAGACCGACAAACCGGCGGUUCUUCCCAAACCGUCGAAAUCACAGAGAGUCGACGUUCGGUCGAACGACCGGUCGCUUGCCGCCGCAGCGGCGUCCGAUCAACUGGACGAGUUCGACUCGGUCGAGCGACAUUCGACCACCGGCAUGUUGACUUCACUGACGUCCCGCCGUCCGGCCGCACCGCGAAACCGACGACGUCCGUCACACGUUCGACACGAGGACGACAAGAUCGUCGUCACAGACUUCGACGGUCAUUCUCCUCCCGUUUUUUCGGACGCUCGGCGUCCCGCCGCGGUGCCGCCGCUCGAUCUAUCGAAGCUCGGCAAGAGCUCGGGGACGACGCAGCGUGGCGGCAAUACGAAAGUGACGGCGUGGAGUUCGGAGGAACGUCAGGAAGAGGCGGAAGAAAAAGCGACGGAGGAUACCGUGCAGGCGUUCUGUCCGUCGCCGGAGGUACCUCAUCGCGAGGCCCAAACAACAAACGGAGGAACCCAAAAAUUAGACUGUCGUGAGGCCCAAACGACAGGCCGUCGUGAGGCCGUAACAACAGACCGUCUUGAGGCUCAAACUACAAACGGAGGAACACAAACAACGGGCCGUCGUGAGGCCCAAACAACAGGCCGUCGCGAGGCCGAAACAACAGACCGUCGUGAGGCCCAAACAACAAACGGAGGAACCCAAAGAACAGACCGUCGUGAGGCCCAGACAACAGACCGUCGUGAGGCCCAAACAACAGGCCGUCGUGAGGCCCUAACAACAGACGGAGGAAAUCGGUCGAGGGAUGCCCGUAAGGGAGUCGAUCAUCAAUCACAUCGUGUAGACUCGCAAGUGGAACAAAUUGGAAAUUUAUCAAUCAGUGACGUCACAGCUAAUGAUGCGGAGUGUAGAAAUUUGAAAUCAGGCGAGGGAGGUGAGACGACGAGACGUGAGGACGUGAAGUCGACUAACGAGGAGGAAUGUUUUGCGUUUGAUGGGUUGUCGCUGAAGGAGUUAACAAGAGAGUAUCGGAUCCGACGGCAGCGUAUUCACGCUCAUCAGGCAGAAUUCGAGAAAGAGAACGGGCGUAGACCGGAUAGAACGGAAUGCGGACCGGUACGGAACGACCAGCGCGAGUACCACGUUCUCAAGCGACUCAUCAGAUCGGCUAAACGCACGACGGACGCGGAGAAAGACCAAGCGGACGACAGAGCGACGGACGCGGACAAGGUCGGCGCCGAAUCUGUGCCGCAGUCGCGAGACUUACCACCCACUUCUCCACCGGCGCAUGAAAUCGCAACUCACGACGGUACCUUGUCGGUCCACGACCUAACAACGUCGCUAUCCGUUAGCUCGGAGUUGUUGUCUCAAUUGAGCGGCGACGACAUGCAGCGGCUUAGUGCACUCGCUGUCACGAUGACAAAAUCCGAUGCCGACUUGGCACAGAAACGAGGCCUCAAACUCAGGCCGGACGAUCCGACGUCCAUGACGUUCGAGCAAUUGCGCGAGGAGAAGCAGAACGUGCAGCGUGCGCUGCUUGCGCUCGAAAAAUCAUACGGACGGCCGCGGAAUCAAGCGGAGAAGGACGUGACGCGACCGAUUUAUAAUCGUUAUCGACUGUUGAAGCAGAUUUUGACGGACUGGGAGCAGUCGGGUAUGCCGACGUCGUCGACGAUAACCGCUAUGCAGAUGGCGGAGGAAAAGAGGAAGGUGACGGAGAGACGUACGCUAAGCGUGCAAGAGCUGAAAGGCAGGACGUCGCCCAAGGAGUUGGCGGACAGCGGAAUACAAGCCGAUCGACGGCCGUCGACGGCGCAGAGCCAGUCGGGACGGUCGGACGAAUUGGCGUCGAGCGUCGACGCGCCGGCGCCGCUGGACUUCGUCAUCAGUCCGUCCGACGUUUUCUCGUCGACGUCUCCGGUCGAGAUGCUCUCGUCGUUGUCGACCGAGGAAUUACAAAGGGAACUGGAGAAGGAGGCGAAGAGAAAGAAGGAGCUGCGAGCGACGCUGAAGAAGUUCGAGAACAAGUUCGAAGAGACACACCGUCGCAAAGUCGCCAAGGGCGAUCGCUCGGCGAUGGCGAGCGAAUACGAGCAAUACAAGAAGGUGAAGUCGUCGAUGAAGCACAUUGAACGGCUACUGUGUGAGAAGGGUUUCACUGGAACGAAUACCGUCUAGUAGCAGAGUGACGGCAAUAAUAUGGUGUACCUGUAAUGUAUAGCAAGGCAUCUUUUUAGUACUGAAAUACGUUUACUGAAAAGAUACAGGAACGUUAUUCUUUUAGCGGAUUGAUACUACUGUAUACAUGUACUACAGACGCUAUUUGUAUCUA